Drosophila pseudoobscura is the source of this 418-nucleotide messenger RNA. Its product is annotated as luciferin sulfotransferase-like. The transcript is spliced from 2 exons. Gene Ontology annotation, molecular function: sulfotransferase activity. The coding region runs from base 98 to 418 and encodes 106 amino acids. Lineage: Eukaryota; Metazoa; Arthropoda; Insecta; Diptera; Drosophilidae. The record is from RefSeq and is a predicted model, not a curated record.
GCCCCAGCCCCCAGCUCUCAUUUGCACUUGCACUUGCCACUCUUGGCUGGCUGGCCUUAGUGCGCUGUUCGCUUUUUGGUGUCGACGGAGAUUCAUCAUGCAACUGGUAUAUCGCGAACUCGAUGCGGACAUUGUGCGGCGCACCAAUGCGGUGUUUCCGGCUCAGAACUGCUUUGUGGAGGUGCUACCCGAUCAGUUGAUAAUUCCCAGGAAAUAUGUUGAGCUGGGCGAAUCGAUACGAUCGCUGCCCGUGUACGAGGAUGACGUGUGGAUGAUAUCCUAUCCCCGCACGGGGUCAACCUGGGCACAGGAGAUGGUCUGGCUACUGGGUCACGAGUUGGACUAUGUGGCAGCUGAGCAGGACAUUCGGAUGCGGUCGCCACUCCUUGAGCUAUCGGCACUGAUCAUCAUUCGAUGA